AAUUUUUAGUGUAAACAUGGCAUAAUAAUAACCUGUUUAAGUUGCUGCAGAAUUCAAAUUAGUUGUAGUAGGUGAUGGAGCAGUUGGAAAGACAACAUUUGUUAGAAGACAUUUGACAGGAGAAUUCGAAAAGAAAUAUAUAGGUAUUCAAAUGUUUUUAACAUAAUUUUAGCUACAUAAGGUGUAGAAGUAAGUUAAGUUAUAUUUUAUACAACUCAUGGUCCAAUUAGAUUAGUUAUCUGGGAUACUGCUGGAUAAGAAAAAUUAGGAGGAUUAAGAGAAGGAUAUUAUAUUGGAGCUCAUUGUUCCAUCAUUAUGUUUGAUGUGACAUCAAGAAUCUCUUACAAAAAUGUACCUAAAUGGCAUAAAGAUCUCACAAGAAUUUGUGAAAACAUACCUAUUGUUUUAGUUGGAAACAAAGUAUUAUUUUUUCACUAAAUUCUUAGGUUGACUCAAAAGACAGAAAAGUCAAAGCCAGAUAAAUUACAUUCCAUCGUAAAGUUAAUAUCUAAUACUAUGAUGUUUCAGCAAAAUCCAACUAUUAAUAUGAAAAACCAUUCUUAUACUUAUUAAGAAGAUUAGCUAAGUAAUAUUUUUAUUUUUAUCAUUUAGUGAUCCCAAUCUAGCUUUAGUCUAAGCUUUAGCUCUCUUACCCCCAGAAAUUUAAAUGGAUGCUAAUUAAAUUGCAUAAAUUCAAGAAGAUUAGAGAAAAGCUGAAGAAAUAGGUUUACCAGAUGAAUAAGAUGAAGAAUUCAAUAGUUGAUUUAUUUAUGUUAAUAAAAUUUAUAUUGAAC
Paramecium sonneborni is the source of this 794-nucleotide messenger RNA. The record is from the annotation of a GenBank genome assembly. NCBI's taxonomy places the organism in Eukaryota, Ciliophora, Oligohymenophorea, Peniculida, Parameciidae.